CGUGGGAAGGGCUUGGGGGAAGCGGCGGCCUAGCGAGGCAGGUGGAGAAGCUGGGGUGCUUGGGUGGUCGCGGGGAGGGAGUGUGGAGGCUGUGAUACGGACCUGGGCUGAGCGGGACUGAGAGCCCACGACCUGGUGGUGAGGAGGGCGGGCGCAUUUACUUGUUUCCGUUUCGGGUCGGCUUGUGGUUAAACCCCGUUUUCUGGCGGGAGGGAACGUGCAUCAUGAUCGAUCUUUACGCCGCCAGCUGCUUGCUGUCCAGGGGUUUCUAAACGUAGGAUGCGUCCUGUGAAAUGUGGAAUGAAUGCGCAAUGAAUGCAUGAAUGAAACUGAAGUGAGACUAGCGGAGCGGGGAUGGGAAGGAUGGAGAAGAGGGGUGGGAUGGAAAGUUUAGUGUUUUUAGGGUGGUUAGCAAAGGAGGACAUUGAGUCAGUCUGGUGGGACUCCCCUUUCGUCACGUUCUGCUGUUUUGAUAACUUGGAUGAAGUUAGGCCUGGGAACGAAUUGUAGUUUGGAUAUUAAUGAACAAGCAAUUAACAUUGCUUCUUGCUACACUUAGUAUAGUUUGUGCCCUGCCAUCAAACUCAGAGUUCCCUGUUGAUCUCAAAGGUGUGAACCCCAUUUCUUCCUAGGGAAAAUUAACUAGAAUUGAACUUAACUUGAAUAUAUUUAUUGUAGGUAGGAAGCUACUUUAGAUUACAUGACCUCUAACUGCCUUUCCAGUUUUGAAAAUCUGUGGUUAUUGAACCUUAUACGUUGUUUUGUUUUUAUGUGUUUGUGGACAUUGAAAUUUAGAAUUGGAGAGACUUUAGGGAUCCUGUAGCUCCGCUGGUUUUACGGUUUGAGGGAAGCUUUGGAAACUUUAUUCCUUCAUUCAGUAAAUAUGGAGCACCUGCUGUAUACCAGCUUUGGGGAAUACAAUGGUGCAGCACGUGGCAUGUGAUAUUUUGAAUGCUUAUUAUAGGAGGAUUUAAUUCUGGGAAAUUGGGGUAGAUUUAUCUGAGGAGGUGAUAAUUGAGAUCUGAAAGAGAUAAGGAGUCUGGGAAGAGCCUUCUAGAUAGGAAGCAGCCUUAGCAAAGGACUUGUGACCUGAGGGAUAUGGCUCUUUCAAGGGACUGAAAGAAAAGCAUGCAGAGCGAUAUGAAGUGAGGCUGGAGAAGUAGGAAGGUGCCAACCCAGGGGCUUGGAGUUUUAUCAUUAGCUUCAGCGCAGCAGGAAGCUAUUUAAGUAUUUAAGCCAAGCGAUCAUGUGACUGGCUUUACGUUUUCAGAGCUUCAACCUAGGUGUAAUAGGGAGAAUGGUUUGAAAAAGGCCAAAGCGGUUAUGAGUAAUCGAAUAACCCAAGCAAGAAAUGUGGGAAGCAGUUGUGGAGGUAGGGAGAAAUGGGAAGACUGAACGGAUGUUUAGGAAGAAAAAUGGACAGGAUAUGUAGGAUGGGGGAAGGAAGUAUCAAAGGUGACUUACACGUUUCUUAUUUGCAUACCUGAAUAGAUGUCAUUCCCUGAACUGGGAAACUUUAGAAGUUUGGUUUGUACAUGGUAAGUUGUAGGUGCUUUUGAGAAAUUUAAGAGCUGUAAAAUGAGAAGUAGGGAUCUGGAGCUCAGAUUUGACGCCUAGGGUAGAGAGAUAAGAAAUUAACCAUCUGGGGCCCCUGGGUGGCUCAGGUCAUGAUCUCUCAGUCCUUGAGUUCAAGCCCCGCGUCGGGCUCUGUGCUGACAGCUCAGAGCCUGGAGCCUGCUUCAGAUUCUGUGUCUCCCUCUCUCCCCGCCCUCCCCCCCCCCACUCGUGCUCGCUCAUGCUCUCUCAAAAAUAAAUAAAUGUUAAAAAAAAUUAAAGAAAAAUUAGCCAUCUACAAAUGAUUAUUAAAGCAAUGUGCAUAAAUGAGUGAAGAGGCUUGGAUGGAGCCUUGAAUGCUUACUGACCAGGUUAGGGGAAGGUGAAUCUGCACAGAAGAUCCAGGAGGACUGUCCAGAGAGGGAGGAAAACCAGAAGAAAAGAUGCUGGAACCACAGAAUGGCUUGAUUGACCUACCAGAUUAUGGGCAUGUGGAAGAUGAAACUUUUCCUCCUUUCCCACCUCCAGCGUCUCCACAGAGAGAAGAUGGUGAGGGAGCUGAACCUGACGAAGAGUUAGGGAGAGGAGCACCUGUUCCCGUACCUCCAAAGAGAACAGUUAAACGGAAUAUACCCAGGCUGGAUGCUCAGAGAUUAAUUUCAGAGAGAGGGCUUCCGGCAUUACGGCAUGUGUUUGAUAAGGCAAAAUUCAAAGGUAAAGGCUAUGAGGCUGAAGACUUGAAAACGCUAAUCAGACACAUGGAGCAUUGGGCACAUAGGCUAUUCCCUAAACUGCAAUUUGAGGAUUUUAUUGACAGAGUUGAAUACCUGGGAAGUAAAAAGGAAGUUCAGACUUGUUUAAAACGAAUUCGACUUGACCUCCCUCUUUUACAUGAAGAUUUUAUUAAUAAUAAUGAUGAAGUAAGAGAAAAUAAUGUACAGGAUGUAACUGCUACCGAAUCAGAUCCCUUUUUGACAAGCUCAUUGGAAAGUGAGAAGUUUGCUUCUGAGUCAAGUAGAAGCCUAACGGAAGAACAACAACAGAGAAUUGAGAGAAAUAAACAACUGGCCUUGGAAAGAAGGCAGGCAAAGCUACUGAGUAAUAGUCAGUCCCUCGGAAAUGACUCAUUAGCGAGCACACCCGGGGCAGAGACCAUUGAAGAGGUUAAUACAGGGGAAGAUCAAGAGGAGGAGUCAUCAAACAGAUUUGACAAAGACAUUCUCGACAGUCCACACAAUGAUGCUGCUGCCAAUGCUGUAAAUGAAGAGGAGGAAUUAAAAAUAGAGAAAACACAACUGGACCAAUCCUUUUAAAAUGUAUAGUGGUAACUUUAUGCUUUAUCUGGGAAUGUCACUGAGGUUGGACAGGCCUCAACUAAGAGAAAAGCUGUUAACUUGCUAUCCUCUAAGUUUUAGAUUACUAUGUAUUUUGUCUACUUGGUGUGAAAAUCCUCAUGUAGUAAGACUUUCACAGAUUCCUGUUUAAAAUCUGGUAUUAUAAUUAUACUCGUUUCUUAUUUGA
Messenger RNA from Leopardus geoffroyi (Geoffroy's cat), 3075 nucleotides. RefSeq names its product TIMELESS interacting protein (gene TIPIN). Gene Ontology annotation, biological process: DNA damage response; DNA replication checkpoint signaling; replication fork arrest. Lineage: Eukaryota; Metazoa; Chordata; Mammalia; Carnivora; Felidae. Bases 1998 to 2867 code for a protein of 289 amino acids. The record is from RefSeq and is a predicted model, not a curated record. The transcript is spliced from 8 exons. Gene Ontology annotation, molecular function: DNA binding. Gene Ontology annotation, cellular component: replication fork protection complex; nucleus.